AUGACAACAAUUGUUGAAGAAGAACCAUUAUUUUACAUUGUUAUGUUAUCAAUUGGAUCAUUUUUUGCACUUGGUUCAAUUAUAAUAGCAGUUAUAUUAAUACUUCAACAUUUUAUUCAUUAUAAUAAACCAAAUCACCAAAAGUAUAUUGUUAGAAUUAUUAUGAUCGCACCAAUCUAUGCGAUUCAUAGUUUAUUAUCAUUAUUUUUCAAAAGACAAUUUUGGGCAUUAUUUUUUGAUAUUUCACGUGACUGUUAUGAAGCCUAUGUUUUAUACUGUUUCUUUAAAUUGUUAAUUUGUUUCCUUGGUGGUGAAGAAGCAUUGAAAGAAUUAUUAAGCAAAAAGGAUACACAACCACUAACUUGGCCAUUAGGAUAUUUCUUUAGUUUUACACCAAAAAAGAGUUUCUAUAGAUUAUCACUGGGUUUAGUUUUACAAUAUGCAAUCAUAAAACCAACAUUAGCAAUUGUUGCAGCAAUUUUAUACUAUAAUAAUAAAUAUUUAGAAGGUGAUUUUUCAAUAUCUCAAGGUUAUUUAUGGAUUACUGUUAUAAAUAAUAUUUCAGUAUUAAUUGCACUUUACUUUUUAGUAAUGUUUUAUGAAGUAUUUCAAAAUGAAUUAUCACCACAUAGUCCAAUACUUAAAUUUUUAGUGAUCAAAUCAGUGGUUUUCUUUUUAUUUUGGCAAACUGUUGUUAUCACUGUAUUGAUAUGGUUUGAUGCAUUACCAAAAUCAGAUGUUUAUUCAUCAGAACAUAUUGGUUACUUUAUCAAUGAUUUCUUGGUUUGUAUUGAAAUGUUUAUAACAUCAAUUGCAAUGGGAAUUUGUUUCUCUUAUUCUGAUUAUGUUAUUGAUAAAUCAACACAUGAUGAGAUUUUGGGUAAUGGUAAAAGAAGUAGUAGUAGAGGAAUUGGUAGUAGAAGUGGAAGAAAUAUUAAAAUCUCUUCAAAAAUAAAAAAUAUUAAAAAUAAUUUCAAUAGAUAUAGACAUAAUAUUGGUGAUGGUUUAUCAGAUGUAAAUAAUCCAAAAGAUAUAAUUUUAGAUACAAUAAUGGUUGCAAAGUUAAAUAAAAAUAAUAAUAAUACAAACAAUAAUGAAAUUAAUAAUGGAAUAAUUGAUAAUAAUAAUAGUAAUAAUAUUGAAAAUAAUGGAAAAAGUAGAAAUAAUAUUGAAAAUAAUAUAGAUAGUCAAGAUUAUUUCAACUUUAUAGAUUUAAAUACAAACGAUAAAGAAAAACAAAGUAAAUCAAAAUAUUUUAAGAUUAAAAUGCCAGAUUCUGAUCAAUCAUCUUUAAUAAAUCUUGAUCAGUGUGAAUCACCUUCAAUCUUAUAUGGUUCAUUAAAUGGUGCUUCAAAUAAUAAUAAUAAUAAUAAUAAUAAUAAUAAUAAUAUUAAUAAUAAUAAUAAUAAUAAUAGUAACAAUAGUAAUAAUAAUAGUAAUAGUCAAUUUGAAAGUAUAGAUAUAAAUAGCAAUAGUGUUAACUCAAACAAAAAUCAAAGUGAUGCUAUAUUAUUUACUUUUUAA
Dictyostelium discoideum AX4 is the source of this 1524-nucleotide messenger RNA. It is a transcript of the gene tmem184B, whose product is annotated as transmembrane protein 184B. Gene Ontology annotation, biological process: transmembrane transport. Bases 1 to 1524 code for a protein of 507 amino acids. The transcript is spliced from 3 exons. Gene Ontology annotation, cellular component: plasma membrane; membrane. The record is from RefSeq and is a predicted model, not a curated record. Lineage: Eukaryota; Evosea; Eumycetozoa; Dictyosteliales; Dictyosteliaceae.